Saccharomyces cerevisiae S288C is the source of this 873-nucleotide messenger RNA. RefSeq names its product phosphoric diester hydrolase (gene USB1). The record is from RefSeq and is marked reviewed. Gene Ontology annotation, biological process: U6 snRNA 3'-end processing. NCBI's taxonomy places the organism in Eukaryota, Fungi, Ascomycota, Saccharomycetes, Saccharomycetales, Saccharomycetaceae. Bases 1 to 873 code for a protein of 290 amino acids. The transcript has a single exon. Gene Ontology annotation, molecular function: 3'-5'-RNA exonuclease activity; poly(U)-specific exoribonuclease activity, producing 3' uridine cyclic phosphate ends; nuclease activity. Gene Ontology annotation, cellular component: nucleus; mitochondrion.
AUGGAAUUCAUAUCUGCAGACUAUUCUAGCAGUGACGGUAGUGAUACCGAGAGCGAAAGUAGUAACAAAAGUGAGGUCCAAAUCGAAUACACGGAGAAAACUUGCAUACAGAAAGCCGAUUCCACUGAUUUACCUGCAAUACCGGAUUCAAUUAUAUUGAAGUACCACAUCCCUCCGAAUUUACAAAAGUACGAGCACCAGGAUAUGAAUAUGAGUCGAUUUUGGCGUUCGUUCACAUAUUUUGAGUGGCGUCCGACUCCAGCGAUUCACCGACAACUUCAGAAAAUCAUAUGUAAAUAUAAAGAAACAUUUAUGAAACAGGAAUACACUAAUCCGUAUCAACUGGUGGAUUUUGACCCGUUGUUCAUCUCACACUUGGGAGCCCCCAAACCUUUACACGUUUCCUUAACUCGAUCGUUGUUGUUUGAAACUGAAGAACAAAGACAUGUUUUCAUUCAAGAAAUGCGUAAUGGUUUACGAAAUAAUGAAAUAACCCCUUUUAAACUUCAAAUCUGCUCAUAUCCGAAGUUAUAUAUAUCAGAACGAGCCAACACCUUGUACCUCGGUCUCCCUGUCUCAGAAUGUCCCAAUAAGGCACAAAUUUCUCCUUUCAAAACGAUAAUAGCUGAGGCACUUCAGAAAUCAGGCAUUUCAAACUAUCAGGAUUUAAUUGUAAGUAGGCAAAAUUUACAUGUUUCAAUUGCCAUCGCUAGCAACCCUUCAAAAGCCACAUUAAAACGUUAUCAACAAUUAAACGAGACGAUGGGGGCGCUUUUACUACUCAAUAAUGACUUUGCAUACAAACUAGAGUUCUUAGUUAACUCUAUCUAUUGUGAUGAAAACCGUCACUCCAUUAGAAUCCCUUUUAACUAA